Penicillium coprophilum is the source of this 750-nucleotide messenger RNA. RefSeq lists its product as uncharacterized. The record is from RefSeq and is a predicted model, not a curated record. The coding region runs from base 1 to 750 and encodes 249 amino acids. NCBI's taxonomy places the organism in Eukaryota, Fungi, Ascomycota, Eurotiomycetes, Eurotiales, Aspergillaceae. The transcript has a single exon.
AUGGAGCUGAUCUUCGAAAGUGCUCAUCAAAACAACCCACUCCGGAUCCCAUACAUUUUGAUGAGCAAGGCAAAGGGCAAGACGUUGGACACAUAUUGGGGCGGAAUAAAUAUUCCUCCUCGUCCGGAUUCACUCGAAAUACACAAAGUCAUGUUUCAACUGGGCCACAUUGCAUGGAAGCUUGCCCAAGUCCGGUUUACCAAAAUUGGAUCUCUAUUCGAACAAAACGGAUUUUUUGUGAUUGGGGAAUGCCUAUCAAAAGCUCACAUUUUACACCAGAGACAUUGCUUGAGUGGAAUUGUUCGUGGACCUUAUGCCAAUGAGCGUGAGCUUUACAUCAGCCUCAUAGCGCUCUUGAUCAAGCACGCUUGCAACCUCCCGUUGUUGGAACAUUGCUUCGCUGCACCGGCACCAUCCAAGGAAGACUACCCUAACAAGCAUCAGUGGCAUGAUGCCCGCGAUCUUUGGAAUGACUUUCUCAACGUUAGAAAAAAGACUGAUGGAGCCGCGAACAGAGUUGAUUAUGUUAUUGCUGGCCAGGCGCGCAGCUUUUUGAUUCCCCAGUAUGCCAGCAAAUGGUCUGGAGUUACUACAUCUCCGGCCAGCUUUCCACUCUGCCACUCAGAUCUCACUACGAACAACAUAUUCGUUGACGACGAGUACAAUAUUACGUGUAUCAUUGAUUGGGCAUUUACCACAACUGUGCCUCUUCCUUUGCUUCUUUUACCACCAGGGCUUCCACAGUCUUGA